Cavia porcellus (domestic guinea pig) is the source of this 1924-nucleotide messenger RNA. RefSeq names its product gamma-butyrobetaine hydroxylase 1 (gene Bbox1). The record is from RefSeq and is a predicted model, not a curated record. Lineage: Eukaryota; Metazoa; Chordata; Mammalia; Rodentia; Caviidae. Gene Ontology annotation, biological process: carnitine biosynthetic process. The transcript is spliced from 9 exons. Gene Ontology annotation, molecular function: gamma-butyrobetaine dioxygenase activity; iron ion binding. The coding region runs from base 546 to 1709 and encodes 387 amino acids. Gene Ontology annotation, cellular component: mitochondrion.
GCAGGUUCUCUCCACAGAGGCUCUUGUUGCAAUGAUCUGCAGGCACAGAGAUGCCACCUCGCCUCUGCUCAGGUGAGAGCUGGUAGCCCCUCCCUGCCAAGUGCAGAGCUCAAUGCCCAAGUGAGGUUUGCAGUAAAGGAGCUGUCACUGUGAAUAGGUGAGGAAGAAGGGUGAGAGCUCCAGCACUUGCUCCUUCUGCUGCUGCUGGCCCAGGGACAGGACAGACAGGACAGGCCAUAAAAGAUUUUUACUUUCUUGUUUUUAAACCUCCAAGCUCCUUUCUGGAAUUGCUACACCUUCAGAUUGAGACAUCCCUCCUCCGCGUUUGCAAACCUCCACUGUGUCUGCUAAGGGAGGGUUACUCCCCGAGCUGCCAGGAGCCAGAAGGCUUCCAAGUCAAGGCCCACAUUGCAGCAGAAACUGGGGCAGAGCAGUCCUGGGAUGUGACAGACAUCGGAAGGCUCCCUCCCCAGCGACGUCUAGGACCAAAGCGGAGGUGAUCUUUAUUUGGGAGCCUGAGGGGUUCACCUCGAAAGAGCAGGGAGAUGGACUGCAUCAUACAAAAGGCUGAAGCCCUGGAGAGGGCGCACCUGAUGCAGGUGGUCUGGGAUGACGGUGGAGAGUCCCUGUACCCCGCCGUGUGGCUGAGGGACAACUGCCAGUGCUCCGACUGCUACCUGGAUUCUGCCAAAGCCCGCAAACUUCUCCUGGAAGCCCUCGAUGUGAACAUCUAUAUCAAAGGCUUGACGUUUGACAGGAGAAAGGUUUACAUCACGUGGCCGCACGAGCAUUACAGCGAGUUUGAAGCUGAUUGGCUGAAGAAAAGAUGCUUCUCCCGGCAGGCCAGAGCAAAGCUGCAAGGAGAGUUGUUUUUGCCAGAAUGUCAGAACUGGGGCUCAGAGCUCCAGCUACCAACUCUGGAUUUUGAAGAUGUUUUAAAAAAUGACGAAGAUGCAUACAAGUGGCUUUCCACCCUCAAGAAGGUAGGCAUCGUCCGACUCACCGGUGCAGCUGACAGACGAGGAGAAAUUGUGAAACUUGGGAAAAGGAUUGGCUUCCUCUAUCUCACAUUUUAUGGACACACUUGGCAAGUGCAAGACAAAAUCAACGCCAACAACGUGGCUUACACAACUGGGAAGCUGAGCUUCCACACCGAUUACGCAGCUCUCCACCACCCACCUGGGGUUCAGCUUCUGCACUGCAUUAAGCAGACCGUCACGGGGGGCGACUCGGAGAUCGUGGAUGGGUUUAACGUGUGCCAAAAGCUCAAGGAGAAGAACCCCCAGGCUUUCCAGAUUCUGUCAUCCACCUUUGUGGACUUCACAGACAUUGGCGUGGAUUACUGUGACUUCUCUGUGCAAUCUAAACACAAAAUUAUAGAGCUGGACGACAAAGGCCAGGUGGUUCGCAUCAACUUCAACAAUGCCACCAGGGACACAAUCUUCGACGUUCCCCUGGAGCAAGUCCAGCCUUUCUACGCUGCCCUGAAGGAGUUCGUGGACCUCAUGAACAGCAGGGAACUCAAGUUCACCUUCAAGAUGAAUCCAGGCGAUGUGAUCACCUUCGACAACUGGCGCUUGCUGCAUGGCCGGCGCAGCUACGAGGCAGGCACGGAGAUCACGCGGCAUCUGGAGGGCGCCUACGCCGACUGGGACGUGGUCCUGUCCCGGCUGCGCAUCCUGCGGCAGGGCCUGGGGGCUCGGGGCUGAGCCUCUUCUCCGCCACGGCGCUGGGCCUCGCCAGAGCGCCUGGCCCUGUGCUGCCAUGGCCAGCCACACCCCUCUCCUCCCCGUCCUGUGUCCUCAGAGUGUCUGCGCGCUGGGUGCUGAUCGCUUUGGUGUCAAUCAAACGCGUCUCCAAGGGUAGCUUUUUUAGAAGUCACUCUAUUGCUUCCAAUAAAGUUUGUCUCCCUCUUUCCCCACAA